CAUCAAUCCCCCCCCAUCACCCCCACCCCACCCCUCAUAUCACCUUCGUAGCAUCACAAUGGCAUCCGAAGUACCUGCCGCCGCAAACGAUGACGUCUUCCAGGGCGCCAUCGGUAUCGACUUGGGAACCACAUACUCCUGUGUAGGUGUAUGGUCCUCCCAGGGAGAGCGAGUCGAGAUCAUCGCAAAUGACCAGGGUAACCGUACUACCCCCUCAUACGUCGCCUUCACUGACUCCGAGAGGCUCAUCGGUGACGCCGCCAAGAACCAGGCCGCCAUGAACCCCCGCCAGACUGUCUUCGACGCCAAGCGACUCAUCGGCCGCAGAUUCGACGACCCUGAUGUCCAGAAGGACAUGAAGACCUGGCCCUUCUCUGUUAUUGACAAGGCUGGCUCGCCCGCUAUCUCGGUCGAGUACCUCGGCGAGAAGAAGGAGUUCUCCCCCCAGGAGAUCUCUGCCAUGGUUCUCACCAAGAUGAAGGAGAUCGCUGAGGCCAAGCUCGGCAAGGAGGUCAAGAAGGCCGUCGUCACUGUGCCCGCUUACUUCAACGACUCUCAGCGAUUGGCCACCAAGGACGCUGGUUCCAUUGCUGGUCUCGAUGUGCUGCGAAUCAUCAACGAGCCCACCGCCGCUGCCAUCGCUUACGGUCUCGACUCCAAGUCGUCCACCGAGAAGAACGUCCUGAUCUUCGACCUGGGAGGAGGAACAUUCGAUGUCUCCCUCCUCAACAUCACCGGUGGUGUCUUCGCCGUCAAGGCCACUGCUGGUGACACCCACCUUGGUGGUGAGGACUUCGACAACGCCCUCCUUGAGCACUUCAAGAAGGAGUUCGAGAGGAAGAACAAGCUCGACAUCAGCGAGGACCCCCGAGCCCUCCGAAGGCUGCGUUCGUCUUGCGAGCGAGCAAAGCGAACUCUCUCUAGCGUUACCCAGACCACCGUCGAGGUCGACUCUCUGUUCCAGGGUGUUGACUUCUCCGCCAACAUCACCCGUGCUCGUUUCGAGGAGAUCAACGCUGCCACCUUCAAGGGCACCAUUGACCCCGUCCAGAAGGUCCUCAAGGACGCCAAGAUGAACCCCGACAAGGUCGACGAUGUUGUCCUGGUCGGUGGAUCCACCCGUAUCCCCAAGAUCCAGUCCCUCGUCUCCGAGUUCUUCAACGGUCGUCAGCUCAACAAGUCGAUUAACCCCGACGAGGCCGUUGCUUACGGUGCCGCCGUCCAGGCCGCUGUCCUGACCAACCAGACCAGCGACAAGACCGCCGACCUGCUGCUGCUCGAUGUUGCUCCCCUCUCCCUCGGUGUCGCCAUGCAGGGCGAUGUCUUCGCUCCCGUCAUCCCCCGAAACUCCCCCAUCCCAUGCACCAAGUCGCGUACCUUCACCACUGUCGAGGACAACCAACAACAGGUCACCUUCCCCGUCUACGAGGGAGAGCGAACCCAGUGCAAGGACAACCGACUGCUCGGAGAGUUCGAGCUGACCGGUAUCCCCCCCAUGCCCAAGGGCCAGGCCGAGCUGCUCACCACCUUCGAGGUGGACGCCAACGGUCUGCUGCGUGUCACUGCUCAGGACAAGGCUUCUGGCCGAACCGCCAACAUCACCAUCACCAACUCGGUUGGUCGACUGUCGUCGACUGAGAUUGACCAGAUGAUCAAGGACUCUGAGCAGUUCAAGAACAGCGACAAGGAGUUCCAGGCUCGCCACGACGCCCGAAAUGACCUGGAGGCUUACGUGUCAUCGGUGGAGUCGACGAUCUCCAACCCUGCUGCCACCAUCAAGCGUGCCGGCAAGAUGGAGGUGGAGCAGCAAUUGGCCAAGGCCCUCGAGGUUCUGGAGCUGGAGGGUGCUACUUCGGACGACUACAGGAAGGCAUCUCUCCGUCUCAAGAGGGCUACCGGCCGUGCCUUCCGCAACUAGAUGGAGCGAUGAAGUGUGUGCGUGAUGGAGAGAGCGCCAGUGUGCCUUCUUGGUGUCCCUUUGUCAUAUGUACAACUUUCUCAUUUUGCUCGUCUUGCCGGCCCCCCC
Microstroma glucosiphilum is the source of this 2026-nucleotide messenger RNA. Its product is annotated as putative SSB2-heat shock protein of HSP70 family, cytosolic. NCBI's taxonomy places the organism in Eukaryota, Fungi, Basidiomycota, Exobasidiomycetes, Microstromatales, Microstromataceae. Gene Ontology annotation, cellular component: cytosol; cytoplasm; plasma membrane. The transcript has 5 exons. Gene Ontology annotation, molecular function: heat shock protein binding; misfolded protein binding; ATP hydrolysis activity. The record is from RefSeq and is a predicted model, not a curated record. Gene Ontology annotation, biological process: protein refolding; cellular response to unfolded protein; vesicle-mediated transport. Bases 59 to 1918 code for a protein of 619 amino acids.